ACAUACUCAUUGACCGAAUAGGACACAUCAAGCUGUGGAUUUUGGAUCAGCGGCUAAAAUGAGCUCGAAUAAGAUGGUGAACGCAAAACUCCCGAUUGGGACCCCAGAUUACAUGGCCCCUGAAGUGUUGACUGUGAUGAAUGGGGACGGAAAAGGCGUCUAUAGCCUGGAUUGUGACUGGUGGUCAGUGGGAGUUAUUGCUUAUGAGAUGGUUUAUGGAAGAUCCCCAUUCACUGAGGGAACGUCAGCCAGAACCUUCAAUAACAUCAUGAAUUUCCAGCGGUUUUUGAAGUUUCCAGAGGAUCCAAAAGUUAGCAGCGAAUUACUUGAUCUGAUUCAGAGUUUGUUGUGUGGCCAGAAAGAGAGACUGAAGUUUGAAGGCCUUUGCUGCCACCCUUUCUUCUCCAAAAUCGACUGGAAUAACAUUCGUAACUCUCCUCCCCCCUUCGUUCCCACCCUCAAGUCUGAUGAUGACACCUCCAAUUUCGAUGAACCAGAGAAGAAUUCGUGGGUUUCAUCCUCUCCGCGCCAGCUGAACCUCUCCGGUUUCUCGGGCGAAGAACUGCCGUUUGUGGGGUUUUCGUAUAGCAAGGCACUGGGAAUUCUUGGUAGAUCUGAGUCUGUUGUGUCAAGUCUGGACUCCCCUGCCAAGACUAGCUCCAUGGAAAAGAAACUUCUCAUCAAAAGCAAAGAGCUGCAAGACUCCCAGGACAAGUGCCACAAGAUGGAGCAGGAAAUGACCCGGUUACAUCGGAGAGUGUCAGAGGUGGAGGCUGUGCUUAGUCAGAAGGAGGUGGAGCUGAAGGCCUCUGAGACUCAGAGAUCCCUCCUGGAGCAGGACCUUGCUACCUACAUCACAGAAUGCAGUAGCUUAAAGCGAAGUUUGGAGCAAGCACGGAUGGAGGUGUCCCAGGAGGAUGACAAAGCGCUUCAGCUUCUCCAUGACAUCAGAGAGCAGAGCCGGAAGCUCCAGGAAAUCAAAGAGCAGGAGUACCAGGCUCAAGUGGAAGAAAUGAGGUUAAUGAUGAAUCAGCUGGAAGAGGACCUCGUUUCAGCGAGGAGACGGAGUGAUCUCUAUGAAUCGGAGUUGAGAGAGUCUCGGCUCGCUGCUGAAGAGUUCAAGCGGAAAGCCACAGAAUGUCAGCAUAAACUGAUGAAGGCUAAGGAUCAAGGGAAGCCUGAAGUGGGAGAAUAUUCCAAACUAGAGAAGAUCAAUGCUGAACAACAGCUCAAAAUUCAGGAGCUCCAAGACAAGCUGGAAAAGGCUGUAAAAGCCAGCACAGAGGCCACUGAGCUGCUGCAGAAUAUCCGCCAGGCAAAGGAGCGAGCCGAGCGUGAGCUGGAGAAGCUGCAGAACCGUGAGGACUCCUCUGAAGGAAUAAAAAAGAAGCUGGUGGAGGCCGAGGAACGCCGCCAUUCUCUGGAGAACAAGGUAAAGAGGCUAGAGACCAUGGAGCGUAGAGAAAACAGACUGAAGGAUGACAUCCAGACAAAAUCCCAACAGAUCCAGCAGAUGGCUGAUAAAAUUCUGGAGCUGGAGGAGAAGCACCGCGAGGCCCAGGUCUCAGCCCAGCACCUAGAGGUGCACCUGAAACAGAAAGAACAGCACUACGAAGAAAAAAUUAAAGUGUUGGACAACCAGAUAAAGAAAGACCUGGCCGAUAAAGAGACUCUGGAGAAUCUGAUGCAGAGACACGAAGAGGAGGCCCACGAGAAGGGCAAAAUUCUCAGUGAGCAGAAGGCGAUGAUCAAUGCUAUGGAUUCCAAGAUCAGAUCCCUGGAACAGAGGAUUGUGGAACUCUCAGAAGCCAAUAAACUUGCAGCAAACAGCAGUCUUUUUACCCAGAGGAACAUGAAGGCCCAGGAAGAGAUGAUUUCAGAACUCAGGCAGCAGAAGUUCUACCUGGAGACACAGGCAGGGAAACUGGAGGCCCAGAACCGAAAGCUGGAGGAGCAGCUGGAGAAAAUCAGCCACCAAGACCACAGCGACAAGAACCGGCUGCUGGAGCUGGAGACGAGGCUGAGGGAGGUCAGUCUAGAGCACGAGGAGCAGAAACUGGAGCUGAAGCGUCAGCUCACAGAGCUGCAACUCUCCCUGCAAGAGCGUGAGUCCCAGCUGACGGCCCUGCAGGCGGCCCGGGCGGCCCUGGAGAGCCAGCUUCGCCAGGCCAAGACCGAGCUGGAGGAGACGACGGCGGAGGCAGAAGAAGAGAUCCAGGCGCUCACGGCACAUAGAGAUGAAAUCCAGCGCAAAUUUGACGCCCUUCGUAACAGCUGUACUGUAAUCACAGACCUGGAGGAGCAGCUAAACCAGCUCACCGAGGACAACGCUGAGCUCAACAACCAAAAUUUCUACUUGUCCAAACAACUCGACGAGGCUUCUGGCGCCAACGAUGAGAUAGUACAGCUACGAAGCGAAGUGGACCAUCUCCGCCGCGAGAUUACGGAGAGAGAGAUGCAGCUCACCAGCCAGAAGCAAACGAUGGAGGCUCUGAAGACCACUUGCACGAUGCUGGAAGAACAGGUCAUGGACCUGGAGGCCCUAAACGACGAACUGCUGGAAAAAGAGCGUCAGUGGGAGGCGUGGAGGAGUGUCCUUGGUGACGAGAAGUCCCAGUUUGAGUGUCGGGUUCGAGAGUUACAGAGGAUGCUGGACACCGAGAAGCAGAGCAGGGCGAGGGCCGAUCAGCGGAUCACUGAGUCCCGCCAGGUGGUGGAGCUGGCGGUGAAGGAGCACAAGGCUGAGAUUCUCGCUCUGCAGCAGGCCCUCAAAGAGCAGAAGCUGAAAGCCGAGAGCCUCUCUGACAAGCUCAAUGAUCUGGAGAAGAAACAUGCCAUGCUUGAAAUGAACGCCCGAAGUUUACAGCAGAAACUGGAGACUGAACGGGAGCUCAAACAGAGGCUUCUGGAAGAGCAAGCCAAAUUACAGCAGCAGAUGGAUCUGCAGAAGAAUCACAUCUUCCGUCUGACUCAAGGGCUGCAGGAAGCCCUAGACCGGGCUGAUCUGCUGAAGACGGAAAGGAGCGAUCUGGAGUACCAGCUGGAAAACAUUCAGGUUCUCUAUUCUCAUGAAAAAGUGAAAAUGGAAGGUACUAUUUCUCAACAAACCAAACUCAUUGAUUUUCUGCAAGCCAAAAUGGACCAGCCCGCUAAAAAGAAAAAGGGUUUAUUUAGUCGACGGAAAGAGGACCCUGCUUUGCCCACACAGGUUCCUCUGCAGUACAAUGAGCUGAAGGUGGCUCUGGAGAAGGAGAAAGCUCGCUGUGCAGAGCUAGAGGAAGCCCUUCAGAAGACCCGCAUCGAGCUCCGGUCUGCCCGGGAGGAAGCUGCCCACCGGAAGGCCACAGACCACCCGCACCCAUCUACGCCAGCCACCGCGAGGCAGCAGAUCGCCAUGUCCGCCAUCGUGCGGUCGCCCGAGCACCAGCCCAGUGCCAUGAGCCUGCUCGCCCCGCCAUCCAGCCGCAGAAAGGAGUCAUCGACUCCAGAGGAAUUCAGUCGGCGUCUUAAGGAGCGCAUGCACCACAAUAUUCCUCACCGAUUUAACGUAGGAUUGAACAUGCGAGCCACAAAGUGCGCUGUGUGUCUGGAUACUGUGCACUUUGGGCGCCAGGCAUCCAAAUGUCUUGAAUGUCAGGUGAUGUGUCAUCCCAAGUGCUCUACGUGCUUGCCAGCCACCUGUGGCCUGCCAGCCGAGUAUGCCACACACUUCACCGAGGCCUUCUGCCGUGACAAAAUGAACUCCCCGGGUCUCCAGACCAAGGAGCCCAGCAGCGGCCUGCACCUGGAAGGGUGGAUGAAAGUGCCCAGGAAUAACAAACGAGGACAGCAAGGCUGGGACAGGAAGUACAUUGUCCUGGAGGGAUCUAAAGUCCUCAUUUAUGACAGCGAAGCCAGAGAAGCUGGACAGAGGCCGGUGGAAGAAUUUGAGCUGUGCCUUCCCGACGGGGAUGUAUCUAUUCAUGGCGCCGUUGGUGCUUCUGAGCUUGCAAAUACAGCCAAAGCAGAUGUCCCCUACAUACUGAAGAUGGAGUCUCACCCACACACCACCUGCUGGCCUGGGAGAACGCUCUACUUGCUGGCUCCCAGCUUCCCCGACAAACAGCGCUGGGUCACCGCCUUAGAGUCUGUGGUCGCAGGUGGGAGAGUUUCUAGGGAAAAAGCAGAAGCUGAUGCUGGCCGUGACUGUAUUUCCUACGAGCUUCUGCCUGCGUGGGUUCAGAAAUUGCUUGGAAACUCCCUGCUGAAACUGGAAGGUGAUGACCGUCUAGACAUGAACUGCACACUGCCCUUCAGCGACCAGGUGGUGUUGGUAGGCACUGAGGAAGGGCUCUACGCUCUGAAUGUCUUGAAAAACUCCCUCACCCAUGUCCCAGGAAUCGGAGCAGUCUUCCAAAUUUAUAUCAUCAAGGACCUGGAGAAGCUACUCAUGAUAGCAGGAGAAGAGCGAGCUCUGUGCCUUGUUGACGUGAAAAAAGUGAAGCAGUCCCUGGCGCAGGCUCACCUUCCCGCCCAGCCCGACAUCUCACCCAACGUUUUUGAAGCCGUGAAGGGCUGUCACUUGUUUGCUGCUGGCAAGAUUGAGAACGGGCUCUGCAUCUGUGCAGCCAUGCCCAGCAAAGUCAUCAUUCUCCGCUACAAUGAAAACCUCAGCAAGUACUGCAUUCGGAAAGAGAUAGAGACCUCAGAGCCCUGCAGCUGCAUCCACUUCACCAAUUACAGUAUCCUUAUUGGAACCAAUAAAUUCUACGAAAUUGACAUGAAGCAGUACACGCUUGAGGAAUUCCUGGAUAAGAAUGACCAUUCCUUGGCGCCUGCUGUGUUUGCCUCCUCUUCCAAUAGUUUCCCUGUCUCGAUCGUGCAGGUGAACGGCGCAGGGCAGCGGGAGGAGUACCUGCUCUGCUUCCACGAAUUUGGGGUGUUCGUGGAUUCUUAUGGAAGACGUAGCCGCACAGACGAUCUCAAGUGGAGUCGCUUACCUUUGGCCUUUGCCUACAGAGAACCCUAUCUGUUUGUGACCCACUUCAACUCACUAGAAGUAAUUGAGAUCCAGGCACGCUCUUCUCUGGGGACCCCUGCCCGAGCGUAUUUGGAAAUCCCGAACCCACGCUACUUGGGCCCUGCAAUUUCCUCAGGAGCGAUUUACCUGGCGUCCUCAUACCAGGAUAAAUUAAGGGUUAUUUGCUGCAAAGGAAACCUUGUGAAGGAGUCCGGCACUGACCACCACCGGGGCCCCUCCACCUCCCGCAGCCCCAACAAGCGAGGCCCACCAACAUACAACGAGCACAUCACCAAGCGUGUGGCCUCUAGCCCGGCGCCACCGGAAGGCCCCAGCCACCCACGAGAGCCAAGCACACCCCACCGCUACCGAGAGGGGCGGACAGAGCUGCGCAGGGACAAGUCUCCUGGCCGCCCCCUGGAGCGAGAGAAGUCCCCAGGCCGGAUGCUCAGCACGCGGAGGGAACGCUCACCUGGGAGGCUGUUUGAAGACAGCAGCCGGGGCCGGCUGCCUGCGGGAGCCGUGAGGACCCCACUGUCCCAGGUCAACAAGGUCUGGGACCAGUCUUCAGUAUAAAUCUCAGCCAGAAAAACCAACUCCUCAUCUUAAUCUGCAGGAAAACCCCAAACACUCUAAGGAACUUUGCUGAAGGGGACCCCAGCCCCCAUCUGCUCAGCCACCCCACGGCACAGCUGGGUCCAGACCCACCUCAGUGUGGACGCCCUGCAGCCAGGUGGUGCCGGGCUGAGGCUCUCGGGAGCCGUCAGCACCUUCCUGCAGUCACCCUCUGUGCACUUUCUCUUUCAGAGCAUUCACAAACUUUUAUACCUGGCUCUAGCCUGUACCAGUUCAUCAAAGGAAACCAACCUGCGCUAACUACAACGUGGUUAGAAUCCUAUUUAAUAGCUACUUUAAGAUCCUAGGGUUGGUUGGUUUUCUUUUUUUUUCUUUUUUUUUUUUAAAGACAACAGAAUUCUUAAUAGAUUUGAAUAGCAAUGUAUUUCCUGUCGUAGUCAUUUUUAGCUAGAUCACACCAUCAGGUCUUUGCUACGGAAACGUAUUGUAGAAGAGUCCCCGCCAGUUGGCUAACCUCCUGCGCUCAUGUAGGUUCAUUCUUGUUCCAGUCCAUCCUCACAGAUGGCCCUGUUUUACCCAGGGUGACAUCUUAGCCAAAUGUUUACCGUUCUCAUUGCCUUUUAUGGCCUUGACGACUUCCCCUCCCACCAGCUGAGAAUGUACGGAGGUCAUCAGGCCUCAGCUCGGAGGCAGUGACUUGGGGCCAAGGAACCUCGAGGAGCUCUCCCUCCCCGCCCCUCAGCGUCAUCUCCCCAGCCUGCUGUCCCUGCUUUCCAUGUAGCUUUGGCCAGGAAAGCAUGCAAUAGACUUGCUCGGAGCCCAGCGUUGAUGAGUCUCUGGGCCCGGGAGAGGACCGGGGGGCCAUCCACCUCCUGUCCGCGACAGCGCGUCGUUCCCCACCCUGGGAUGGGAAGAGACCCGUCCGGGAGUUCUGCAUGGCGGUUUCACUGCAUGUGCUGCCCCCUGACCUGGCUGCCCCCCUGGGUUGCUCUGCCAAUGUACUAGUACCAUACCAUCGCUCCCGCUGAAUCGAGACCCUCUGACCACUUGCCAAUUCACUGGCCACAAAAAGCUGCAGUCUGUAGCACUGAACAAACAAAAAACCAAACGCUCAAGCCUUACGACCAGAGAAGGAUUUCAGCAAACCACCACCUCACACCUUCACGCUUCCCUGCCGCCUCCCUCGUGGAUGACUCCGUGUUCACACAAAAUCCAGCACAGUUCUACCCCACGAAACUGUGACUUCCCAAGUGAGCCUUUCCCUAGGGCUAGACUAAGACCAGGAAGUUGGAGAGAGCCGCGGCCCCUCUUCCACCUCUGCUGGGGUCAGGAGGUCCUCCUUAGG
Lynx canadensis (Canada lynx) is the source of this 6920-nucleotide messenger RNA. Its product is annotated as citron Rho-interacting kinase. The transcript is spliced from 43 exons. Gene Ontology annotation, molecular function: ATP binding; protein serine/threonine kinase activity. Gene Ontology annotation, cellular component: cytoplasm; cytoskeleton. Bases 59 to 5575 code for a protein of 1838 amino acids. Lineage: Eukaryota; Metazoa; Chordata; Mammalia; Carnivora; Felidae. Gene Ontology annotation, biological process: peptidyl-threonine phosphorylation; actomyosin structure organization. The record is from RefSeq and is a predicted model, not a curated record.